Messenger RNA from Drosophila subobscura, 1854 nucleotides. RefSeq names its product involucrin. The coding region runs from base 1 to 1854 and encodes 617 amino acids. The record is from RefSeq and is a predicted model, not a curated record. The transcript has 8 exons. Lineage: Eukaryota; Metazoa; Arthropoda; Insecta; Diptera; Drosophilidae.
AUGCAGAUGGACAAUAUCCGCGUGAGAGUGCUGCUCCUGCUCCUCUGCGUCAUCGUGCCACGGGCCAGCAGUCGGCCGAGCAGCAGCAGCAGCAGCGGGAUGCAGCUGCAAUCCCAUUACCUGAGAGCCAUGACAGCGUACCGCCGCCUGGAGCGGACUCUGCCGCGGCAGGAGCUGCGCGCCCUCACGGGCAUUGGCCUGCUGAAUGGCGCACGGCAGGCGGAGGAGCUGAUGGAGCAGCAUCUGGUGGGGGCCAUCAAGGAGCUGUUGCUGCAGCAGGACAGCGAACGGGUGUUGCCCCACAUCGAUGCCAUUGAGCAGCAGCUGACGCGGGAUCAGCGAGCCCUCGAAAUCCUGAGCAGCGCCCUGGACGUACUCUCGGACACAAAGGACGAUCACGAGUUCCGGCUGGAGCUGCGCGAGUUGGCGCAGCAGCAGCACGAGGAUGAGCUGCAGCAGCAGGAGAUCUCGGCGGACAAUACGGGCGGACAGCAGCCGGAGGGGGAGUUGCAGCUGGAACUGGAACUGGGGGAGCGACUGGGCCAGCUGCGCAGGCAAAUCCUCAAGCAAGUGCCACAAAUGAAACUGCAACUGGAUGCAAAGAUCGAGAAGGCGCUGCAGCAUUUGCUGGAGCAAGCCUCCGAGGACGGGCCGCUGGCCAAGGCCCGCCAGAAGGUCAUACAGAAGCGAGCGGUGCAGGAGGAGCAUCAGCACGACGACGAGGAGGAGGAGGAGCCACAACAAUUGCCCGAGGAAAUGCGCAUCAUCAAGUCCAUUCUGUCAGAGGCCAAACAUUUGCGCUUGCAGGAUGACUUCCGCGAGAAUCUGGAGCACAAUCAGCAGCAGGGGUUCCACAACAACUCGGAGCUGGAUGAUCUGCAGGAGGACGAAGACGCGGAGCAGCAGCUGGACUUUAAAUCGCCAAAUGUUACAGCCAAGGGCAGCAGAGCUAAGCAAAAGGCGAAAGCAAAAGACAAGCCCAAACCCAAGCCAAAAACGAAUCAGAAUGCCAAGCAGCAGCUGGAGCCUACAGCUGCAACUGGCACCAACGAAGCCCAGGUCCAGUCCGAGGCACAGUCCGAGACGGAUGAUGAUGAUGAACUGGGAGACAUUGGAGACGAUGGCGCAGCACCUGCUGCUGGCGGCGGUGGAGGUCUGGUCGGCAUCAUUGGCAGUCUAAGUGGCGGCGAAGGCGGCUCGGAUGUGGGUGCCCUCAUAGGCGCCCUCACUGGCGUCGUCUCCACUUUAUUUGGGCCUGGCGGCCUGGACAUUGAGACGCUGAUCAGCACCUCCACGUCGCUGCUGUCGGGUCUACUGUCUGGCAACAAGAACUUCGGCACGGUGCUCGGCCAAUAUGUGGGCACUGCCCUCGAGGGACUCUCUGGCGGUGGUGGAGCGAUCAACAAUGGACAAUUUCUGGGCAACUUCCUGGGCACUGUGGUGGCCUCACUAAGCGCAGACCCCGAGGAGGAGGGACCACCGCAGCCGCUGACCUUCGCCAAGAGCCUGCUGUCCAGCUUCCUGGAGGCCAAGUUUCGCCCCGCGGAGGCUUCUGAGGAGCGCCACGACAGCGCAGAGCUGCCCAUGCCGCGCAAAAAGAAGGCGCGGGAGGGCGGUGGCGGCCAUGCCGCGGCUGGCUUCGAUUCGGGCGGCUUUGUCAAGCAGGUGGCCUCCCAUCUAGUGAGCAGUGCGCUGGGUCUCCUGCUUAAUGCCGCACUGGGCGCCUCGGGUGGUGCCUCCAAAGCCUCCACGGGCAUCUUCUCGAGCAGCAGCAGCAGCAGUGGAGGAGGCGGAGGCCACCAUUGGAAGCCAGCGGCCCACGAACGCUCAUGGGACUACCAGGAGCUAUUCUAG